GAGAGGCAGGGAGAUAUAGCACCGGGUGAUAACACUGCACUCUCUCUUCAAAUGACAAGUGCUAAUUUCCCCCUAUACCGCUCACCGCGCGCAGCAUCUCGCGCUCAUAGACUUACUCUUCCAAAAGAACUCGUCUUCUCACUUGGUCUCCUGUUUCUUUUUUCUUUUUUAACCUAUUACUUACAUUAAUUUGUUCAAACAUGUACGAAAUGUGGAAUUUUGGCCAAAGGUGACCUGUCUGCAUGUCGAAAUUCUUCGGUGCAUCUUUUCGGGGUUGAUUGUUAUAGCCUACCCAGUUUGUUUUGCGAUGCUCUGCCUCUCAGCAAUUUAGAAAAGUGCGUGGUCAUUUUCAGCGCCGAAUCCACAGAUGCCGCCGACGAAUCACCUUGCCUUUCCGGUGUUCUUUUUCACUGCCUUUUGACUGUCCAGUGGAGUAAAUUCGAUGAUUUAUAUAAAGACAAAGUUUGACCGACACAAGUGGUCAGCAGGCACCUUUUGGUAAUCGGACAGUGGACGGGCUCGGUGCGUCCUUAUCAAAUUGAAGGAAAGAUAAUUGCCAAGUAAGAAUAAACAAGCAAAGUCCAAUAUAUUUGCAUCGUCUCGCCUUUGGUGGUGUAAUAGCAGGAUUUACAUCAUAUGUGGAGUAAUUUUAUGUGCGAAAUAUUGAAGGAUAUAGCCUUAGAAUGUUUGCAUUAAUGACAUUUGGAGUAAGGUUCAUCACUUGAGUGUAUUAGACACUAUAGACUUUUGUGGAAACCAUCUAAAUGUGAGGAAACCUGGAAAACGGACUUGUUGUUGAGAAAAUUUGGAUAAAACGGUCUAUUGCACGCAGUCCGAUGUCUGCUCUACGGCCGGGGAGCUGUCUAGGGCGUCAGGUGUGGAUCCUCCUGGCCAUGACCCACCUCAUCCUGGAUUUCUCCCUGUGUAGCCCCCUCAGUCAGGGCCUGGGCAUCAAGCUCAUCCCCAAACCUGUGCCUCGCCCCCGGCCCCACUCGGCGCCCCUCUGGGAUACUCCCAACAUCCUCCAUUGGAGGACUGUGAGCACUCUGGCGCACCGGCUCCUCAACCCCGUUCCACUGCCAGACAGCAGGGGAGGGCCAGUGCCAAAGGUCAGGGGUCAAAAGUACAGGAGACUGGUACACAAAGGACAGCCAUGUAAGGAGUGCCGGUUGAAAUACACAUCCACUGAGGCGGGGGAUUCGGCAGCAGCGGUAGCUCUUCUCAGGGGGAGCAAAACAGACGUGGUGAGGUUGUUACGGAGGGCUCGGAGACAGCUGAAAUGGGACGCCGACGACAAAUCUCAGGAUGGCAGGACCACGACGGUGGCCGGAUAUAUCGACUGGGGACCCACAGGGACGGAGGACAACUUUGACGAUGGUGAGGGGAAAACGGUGGCCAACUCCACGCUGUCCACCAAGGCCUUGACCACUACCAUGGCCACCACCACCACUACCACCACCACCAAGAGCCCCCAGAGGACAUUCGCGGUAGUGACCACCCCACACCCUAGGAGGCUGAGCACCACCAAGGCCAGCGUCAGUUUAGGGGAAACUGUCAAACCACCAAAGCCAUAUGGAGACACACCAGGUCUGGCAGUUCACCAGAUUAUUACAAUCACUGUGUCUCUCAUUAUGGUCAUCGCAGCCUUGAUAACUACACUUGUCCUUAAAAACUGCUGUGUACAGUCGGGGAAUGGCCGUCACAGUAGCCAUCAGCGGAAGAUCCACCAGCAGGAGGAGAGCUGUCAGAACCUGACCGACUUCACCCCUGCCCGCGUGCCCAAUAAAGUGGACAUCUUCACCGCCUACAACGACAGCCUGCAGUGCUCGCACGAGUGUGUGCGCACCGCUGUGCCCGUCUACACGGACGAGAUGAUCCAGCAGACCCCUAUAUACAAGACCACCUACAACGGAAAUAGACCUUCUCCCACUGAAAGGCAGCUGAUUCCUGUGGCCUUUGUGUCAGAGAAGUGGUUCGAGAUCUCUUGCUGACUAUCUGAAGCCUUUUUUACAUCACGUGGAUGGAACAAACUUCCUGAAUUUAUGCUCUGGAUCCUUUGGUAAACUUUUCCAACCAAGAGAAAGAAGCGACUCAAACGACACAGAUGAAGAUAUUUAUUUUUCUAUAAAUGAUGACAAACCGAGCAGCCAUACCGCUGCCACUCUAUACUAUUUUCCAGAGACCUGUGUUCAUUUAGAUAUCUAGUUAGAGUUAAUAUAAACUAUAUUACUGGAUGUGCCAGAGAAGACCAUCUACGUCAGCGUCACCUUGAAGGGGACUAGGUUUCUUGGAGAGCUAGGAGACUUGGAGGAUCUGCUCUCAGUGGAAAAAGCUGAGCUGUAUUACUGAACAAUGUGCCAAUUACGCCACUAUGUGCCAUAAUCUGUACAGAACAAUUCAUGGACAACUAAAGACAGUGCUAUAUUAACCCUGUAUCAAACAUAUUCUUUUUAAAGAUAAAUGAAGAAAAAAAUAUGUUUAAAAGUAUUUGAAUAUGUUUUCUGAAAUAGUCCAAAAAAUAUAUAUUAUAUGAAGCACUAUUCAUUGAGGGCAAGGGGAGAAAGAAGAAAAUGGUAAAUGCUUUAGUCAACACCUACAUUUAAUGCAUUGUUACUAUGUCCCAUUUUAAAACCAGAGUAGUCUGUCUAUUUUUAUAUAUGAAAAGAGGUCAGUCAGUCACAACCCAAACAGUGCAGUUCCAUGCCACAUGAUGUUUGGACAGCGGAACGCCAUUAACAGUCCAAUCAGAGAUCGAAUCCAAGCCCAGAUUAUUUUCCCUUUCGCUAUGUCCUUUUUGUCGGUUUUGGAUUGUGCUUACUACAUUAAAAAAGGGCUCUAUGGCUGUCGAACAUUGCA
Molecule: messenger RNA, 2856 nt
Organism: Salmo salar (Atlantic salmon)
Lineage: Eukaryota; Metazoa; Chordata; Actinopteri; Salmoniformes; Salmonidae
Product: adherens junction-associated protein 1
Cellular component (GO): cell-cell contact zone; cytoplasmic side of plasma membrane; adherens junction
Molecular function (GO): beta-catenin binding
Source: RefSeq, a predicted model, not a curated record